This is a messenger RNA of Psylliodes chrysocephalus, 1243 nucleotides long. NCBI's taxonomy places the organism in Eukaryota, Metazoa, Arthropoda, Insecta, Coleoptera, Chrysomelidae. The record is from the annotation of a GenBank genome assembly.
AAACAGUUAUAAAUAAAUAAAUUAAAGUACAAUUCUGCUUCUUAAUAGAUACGCAUAUUAUUAAAUAUAGCUCCAAUGGAAAUUAUUUGUUGAUAACAAUGGAACCUCAAGCAAUUGCCUCACAACCUACUGUGCCACUUAGGAUUAAUUUAAACGUCAAUCAAAUUAAGAAAAUCUCAAACGAUUUAUACGAUAUAAAUGCGGUCAAAAUUAAAGAACUGAACGGUUACGACGAUAAAAACUAUUUAAUUUGUCACGAAACGGGUAAACAUUUUGUUUUAAAAAUUAUCAAUACCGUUGAUUCGGAAAAGCCGGAAAUUUUUGAUGCGCAAUCUCUGCUUUUGGUGCAUCUGGGGAACCAUGGAAUACAAUGCCCAAAACCAAUUAAAACCAAAAACGGUAAAUUAUUCGAAAAAUAUAGCCUCAACAGUGGAGACCAUAUAGUCAGACUUCUAAAAUAUAUUGAUGGAACUAUACUAAUGAAAGUACCACAUUGUUCGUCUCUCUUGUACCAAAUCGGCGAAACAACAGCUAGAAUGAACAACGUGAUGAAAAGUUUUAAACACCCAGCUUAUGACAGUUACCAUUCUAUUUGGAUGUUGGAAUCAGUUCCUCACGUAAAUCAAUUCGUGGAUGCUGUUAAAGAUGAAAAGAGAAAACAGCUAGUUCAAACAAUAAUAAAAGAGUUCAUUACACGUAUUUUACCUGUAAAAAAUACACUACAAAAAGGUCUUAUUCAUGGAGACAUCAACGAACAAAACAUCAUUGUUGAUGAAGAAAAAGGAAAUUACCGAAUCAAGGCUAUAAUAGACUAUGGAGACUGCCAUAUUGGAUGUUACUUAUACGAAUUGGCUAUUACCAUGACAUAUAUGAUAAUUCUAGCUAAAGAUAUUGCUGCAGGAAAACAUGUACUAUCAGGCUAUUCUUCAGUAAGAAAAGUUAGUGAUUUGGAAUAUUCUUUACUAAAGUUAUGUAUAGCUGCACGGUUCUGCCAGUCUUUAGUGUUGGGUGCAUACACCUAUCAGCAAGAUCCUAAGAAUACAUACGUUCUUACCACAGCAGAACACGGAUGGCCAUUAUUAGAAAAAUUGUGGGAACAACCUGAUGAGCAAUUAUUAAAAAUUUGGACGACUGAUGAAUUUAAUAAUAAGAAAAUAUGAUUUAUAUAUUAUUAUGAACAAAAAUAUUAUUUCUAAUUUGUUAUAUGAUACGAUUAUCUAAAUAACAUUAUGAUUUCCAUUAA